This is a messenger RNA of Podarcis lilfordi (Lilford's wall lizard), 9479 nucleotides long. NCBI's taxonomy places the organism in Eukaryota, Metazoa, Chordata, Lepidosauria, Squamata, Lacertidae. The record is from the annotation of a GenBank genome assembly.
AUGUCUGGACGGGCGGUUCGAGCUGAGACACGCAGUCGGGCAAAAGAUGACAUCAAGAAAGUGAUGGCAGCCAUCGAGCAUGUCCGCAGAUGGUGAGGCAUAGGGGCUGGAGGAACUUUUGGAGGGACCUGGCAUCUCUGGAUGCAUCCGUUUUUAGAAGGGUUGUGAGCUGGUUGCCGCGGUGCAGGUGGCGAGGGGUCGAUUUGGGCUUUGGGGUGCAUGUGGCACAACACCUGUCUGGUUCGGAAGGCUUGGCAGCUGUGUUUUGGGCUGCAGGGAGGGGCUGCAGCUCAGUGCUAGAGCAGAAGGCCCCAGUUUCAAACCUUGGUGUUCCUACAUGAGGCUGGGAAUGUCCCUUGUCUGAAACCUGUGUGAGCUGCUGCCAGUCUGUGUAGGCCAUAUUGGACUAGUUGCACCAAUGAUCUGACCUGCUGUAACUGCCUGUGCAUUCCAAACCAAAGUUUCACACUGGGAAGCACACGAUCCGUUUCAUGCAGUUUUGCGAAUGUUUGCCAAAUGCAUUUUGGGAUGGGGAUUGUCGAGUUUUGUAUUUUUUUUAGGCAGUUCCCUCACUGUGAGAAGCCAAGUUACAGGGAACCAGGCAGAAGGCCUUUUCGGUAGUGGGGCCCACCCUGUGGAAAGUCCUACCAUCAGAUGUCAAGGAAAUAAAUAACUAUCUGACUUUUAGAAGACAUCUGAAGGCAGCCCUGUUUAGGGAAGUUUUUAUGUACAGUGGUACCUCGGGUUAAGUACUUAAUUCGGUCCGGAUGUCCGUUCUUAACAUGAAACUGUUCUUAACCUGAGGCACCACUUUAGCUAAUGGGGCCUCCUGCUGCUGCUGCGCCGCCGGAGCACGAUUUCUGUUCUCAUCCUGAAGCAAAGUUCUUAACCUGAAGCACUAUUUCUGGGUUAGCGGAGUCUGUAACCUGAGGUGGAUGUAACCUGAGGUACCACUGUAUUUUUAAGGUAUUUUUAAUCUUUGUUGGAAGCCGCCCAGAGUGGCUGGGGAAACCCAGCCAGAUGGACGGGGUACAAAUAUAUUAUUAUUAUUAUUAUUAUUAUUAUUAUUAUUAUUAUUUCAUCUACUGGUAUUGGUGGUGUGGGAUGAUCCUAGAUUUGGCAGCCAAGAAAUUACCACAUUUGCUUCCUUUCCAGGGAGGGCUUUUGAAAAGCACUGCUUCCUUUCCAUUAUUUCUUCCUCACAGCCCCAACGUUAGGUGGGAUGAGGCAGAGUAAGCCAGCCUGAUGCCCUCCAGAUGUUGCUGGCCUACAGUUCCCUUCAUCUGUGACUAUUGGCCUUACUGGCCGGGGCUGAUGGGAGUUGUAGUCCACAACACCUGGUAUACACCGCCUUGGCUAUCCUUGGCCUAAGGCUACAUAGCGAGGUCAUAGCAGAGGUGGAAUUGGAACUGAAGGCUUCCUGAUUCACAGUUCUGUCCGUUAGCUGAUACAUUACGCCAGCUCAGGAUUGCGUGACGGGGCCUUCUCGGUGGUGGCUCCGAGGGCUGUAUAAUAUUCUUCCCAAGGAAGGCUGCAUCCACCUUGCUGCUUGUCUUUUGAUGAGCAACUAAAAUGUCUUUCUUUAUGAAAACAUUUGGCCCACUUUAGUUGCUGGUGGUGGUCCAGUUUCCAUCUGACUCAUUUUUUUCUUUUAUGGCUGUUUUUAAGGUUUUUAAAUUUUUGUUGUUGCUUUUAUAUAUUUGCCAUUAUGAGCCACCGAAGGUUCUUUAGUGGAAUGGCAGGAUAUUAAAUGUUUCCUUAUAUAAAUGCAUGUGUAAUAUAAUAUUUAGGAUCCCCUUCCCAUCAAUUGGUUCUCUGUAAAUGACUGCACACCAGGAGGUUGUAAUGAGUGGGUGCUGCUGGGAAUUUCCCUGAGGUAAAAUAGGUUGUGGGGUUCACAUGGGAAGCUGCAAUUUGCAUAAUUAACAAUAUUAAUUAAUUAAUUAAUAACACUCACACCAUUUGCUGUUCUCUGCUUCCUAGGGAAAAGCGGUGGGUGACGGUUGGGGACACAUCUCUUCGGAUCUACAAGUGGGUACCUAUUGUGGACCCCCGAGAUGAGGUAAGGGGAAGAGUUCCAUCUCUAUAUUUAUUUAGCUCAGUUUAUAUAACACUUAAUUUUUUAAAAAGACGUUUAUAUAGGAAAGUAUAAAAUUUUCAUUAAAAACUGUAAUAAAAACAGUAGACAUAAUAAAAGGGGUCUAAAGAUAGAUAAAAUCAACAGUACAUAAUGAAAUUACAUGUCUUUUUUUAAAAAAAGUCAACUUUUUUUAUACUUUUCACUGAUUUUACAAUCAUUUUGACAUUUCCAAACUUGACUUCCUCCCCCCACCCUUUCUGCGGUUCCUUAAAUUUAUUUUUAAUAUCUUCUGCAUAUCCUAAUUAACUAAAUUUGCUCAUUUGUUCAUCUUCUUUAAAUAUAUGCUCUUACGAAACUGCAGAUUAUUAUAAUAACCCUGCCAAUGUUCCUAUCUGUUUACAACUUAUCUGUAAGUAUUCAAUAAACCAUUUCUAUUCUUUUAUUAAAAAGUUUGUUAUCUUGAUUUCUUAUUCUUCUGGUUUCGCCAUUUCUGCAUAUUCCAUAAGUUUUUGUAUCAUUCUUCCUUUGCUGGGACUUCUUUCUAUUUUUGGGAAUGAAAUCACAUGUCUAGUGGGUAGGCUUUCCUAAGCAAAGAAGUGUUUAGCUGGUGUUGAAAACAGUACAGCGAAGGCACUGUUGGGGUCUGCUAAUCGGGCCCAUGCUGCCUUGGUCACUGAAAAGCCAAUAAAUGCCACAGACAGAGGAGAUUCCCAUAAACACUCCUUUAUUCAGCUGAGUAAAACAGAGCAGGCAAGGCACACUCACCAGUGUGAUGGUGAAGCCGCCCCAAAUAGACUUUGUUCACACUUUAUAUAGUCAUCCCCCCUCCCUUUCCCCCUUUUGAGGUUCCUUGCGCUGAUUGAAACAGGACACCCUGCCUGGAGACCUUGAAGGGGAGAGUUGCCUGUCAGAGGGAGGUUUUCCUGAAAAUCGCCUAGCAACCUUAUCUGGCCUUCACAUAUUUGUGGCUCACCCUCCUAAAUUCUAAAGCAGGCAUAGGCAAACUCGGCCCUCCAGAUGUUUUGGGACUACAGCUCCCAUGAUCCCUAGCUAGCAGGACCAGUGGCCAGGGAUGAUGGGAAUUGUAGUCCCAAAAAACACCUGGAGGGCCGGGUUUGCCUAUGCCUGUUCUAAAGCAGGCAGUUUUUUUUUACAGAAGCAAAAUGGCAUCUGUUAGGCUAAGCAAAAAAACAGGACAAGAACAGGCCUCUGUGGCUUUUCCUGAGACCCCACAGCGCCUGACUAAUAUCAAUAGGCAGGAAGUUCCAGAGAAGAGGCCCUGCCCUGCUAAAACAUCGAUUUCUCUCAAGCUCCCUUUCCUAUCCUCUUGAAGGCUUCCCUUAUUUCUUGGCUCCCUUUCCUUCCUCGACAGGAGAAGAGGCGGCUGGCAGGCAACAGCGAGCAGCAGCGGACCAAAGAGCGAAGAGCCCGCAUGCCCAGCCCUCGCAGGAACCCAGCCCUGCUCAUGCUGGACCUCAAUGGUACAUUGUGGAAGGUGGGGGGGGGCAGGAGAGGGGAGGGGAGGGGCAAACACUUGUCAGGCCCCGGAGAAAGGAUACUUACAAGGCCCUGCCCACAUGGCUGCCUGUGACAGUUUGUUGGGUCGUAUAUCUAUUGACCCACUGAGUCUGCUGCAACAGCCCUGCAAUAAAUUUGAUUUAUUGCCACUCCAACAAACUUCCAGCGGUGCCCACAUGCUUCCACUCCGCGCGCUGCCACUCUCCCCAGUUGCUGGGUGAUAGCAGAGUUCACACGCGGCAGCAGAUGGCUUGUCUGUGUCCACGUGGUGUCCUUAAUAACGCAGACACCGGGGCUUCUAAUCCAAAACUCUUUAUUUAGUAGCACUCAAAACAGAAAAGAAAACCUGCAGAAUCUAGCUGCAUGUUCGCAGCUCUCUGCCUCUUAACAAAAAGCGAAAGGACCUUGUUAACGCCAGCAGACAGACUGCUCUCCAGAGAGAGCUCAGCCCCCACAGAGCACAGAUCAAAGGAACAAGCAUGGAUCAUGUGGGCAGUGCCCCCAGUUGAUAAGAGUGCUCCUGGAGUGUUAACCCCUGACAGUCCAGAACCGUAACACUGCCCAGGCCUCUUCCACCACACUGGUUCUCCAAAGGUUUUCCCCAAAGGUGAUCUGAAAUUUAACUUUGGGAAGAGAUUCUGCUUGCUGCUUCUGGAAAUUAAGCAUAUCCAGGAGAGUGUUUACUUCAGUGGUGUCUAUGUCAGCCGUUUUGUGACUGGUGCCCCUGCCACGCUCUUAGAAAUUCAAAACGUGCCCCCUAGUCCAUAAAGGUUGGCGCCCCCUGCUCUUGGCUACUGUUUAGAAAGAAGCAUUUUGAAAGAGGGGGACGUACCCAGUUUUAGAAGCAAAGGGGGGCUUGCAGCAGAGGUGGAGUCUAGGAUCCUGCUCCCCUCCCCUAUGGCUUGCCUCCCCUUCUUCUGUGGCCUCUUUCCAGAGGUGCCACUCUGCCAGCCCAAGCGGUGGCAUCGGAAUAGGGUUCUGCAAAGUUAAAGGAAAAUAUUUCAUAUCUGUUCCUUAAUUCGGGAAGACGCUUCCCUUUAUUGCUUAGUGGGCCUCUCCUUACAUCUCGUGUGUGACAACUUUCCGUAAAUCACUGAUGUGAUGUUCUGUAGGUAGAAGAACUUCCUUCCCGUCAUGUUUUUUUUAUCAUGUUUUCAUAUUUUUUUUAAAAAUAUUAUUUUCAUUUAUUAAAUUUGUAUACAGUACGGCCCUUCAUCAGAUGAUCUCAGGGCAGUUCACAGCAUAAAAACGCAGAAUAAAACCACAAAGCACAUAACAAGAACAAACUAAUAACUCCUCCUUCCACAUUUAAAAGGACAGAGAUGGUUAACCAGGCAAAGGCUGAAGAAGAAAGUUUCCCCCUGGUGCAUAAAGAUAUACAGUGGUACCGCGGGUUACAAACACUUCGGGUUACAGACUCUGCUAACCCAGAAGUGGUACCUCAGGUUAAGAACUUUACCUCAGGAUGAGAAUGGAAAUCGUGUGGCUGUGGUGCAGCAGCAGCGGGAGGCCCUAUUACCUAAAGUGGUACCUCAGGUUAAGAACAGACCUCUGGAACGAUAUUAAGUUUGCAACCCGAGGUACCACUAUAUAAUGAAGGCACCAGCCGAACCUCUCUGAAUCGAGGUGAUGAUGGUAUUGGGGAGGCUAUUCACAAUUCCUCUCUCGAUAUUCUUUGCACCAGCAAAAGUUUUGGGGCAGUCAUACUGCUUUGUUUGCAAUCAGCGUAGGUCCCGUAACUUCUUGCUGAAAUCCUUUCCCUUUUUCUGCCACAGAUGUUCCAGGUUUUGUCCCUCUUUCGUUAGGCUGAAGUGCAGGAGUGUCUCUCCAGAAAGCAAUAGUGUGAGAACAUUGGGGAAGCAAACCAGAACCAAUUACAAAGUGGAAUGAUGGGUGGACAGUGGUAAUCAUACACUGUUCAUCAUUCCCCCCCCCCCAUCAUUUUUAAUUUGUAUACUGUCUUUCUAUCUUACAAUACUCCAGGCGGUUGACAAGCUGAAGAAACAAGAAAUGUACAUCUUAUAACAAUCUAACUCAAUACAAAAAUGUGAUAAUAAAACAAAACUUUAAAAUAAGCAGCCUACAUCAAAAAAGUAACAUUCAACAAUCAUUAGAAUAGUAUAAAGUAAUAAUAUCAACAUAUAAAAGUUAAACAGAAAUCCACUCAACAGUUACAAUAAGUAAUUUCUAAACUAUAAUCAAUAAAACAACGGCAAGCCACAGUACAUAAAAUACCAGUAAUACAAUACAAAUUGAGAAGCAGAGACUAGAGGGUGGGGCAAGGCAGGUGGACAGAGGCCUUGCCUGAUGGAAUCUCUCCCCUCACAGUUCUUCCUCCAGGCACAGCUUCCUUAUGAGGAGUCCCAGGGCCAGGGCAGGGAGGCAAGGCAGGUGGAAGGAGGCCUCGCCUGAUGAAGUCUCUCCCCUCACUCUCCUCUCCCCUGUUACUAGUGACAUCUUGCAGAAGACACCCCUAAAACCACCAACCAGUCUGGAGUGGCCUUAUGUGAUUGGAGGGAGGAGCAGUUCUGUCACUUAAGCACAUGGAAAUGCUGACAUUACGCCUAGAAUCAGUGCUAUUUUUCUAGGAAAAGAGGUGACGGAACUCACCAUGAGCGCCUCCCUCUUUCUCUUAUAACGGCAAUGGUGCCCACCUGAUAAGUGCAGGAACUGAGUUCCGGUAAGUUCCAGCUGGGGAAAAAAGCCCUGCCUAAAAAUGGCACCAGGCACCCUGUGGAUUCAUGCAAGAAGGGUGGAUGGGGAAAUCAAAGAGGCGUUUGGAUCCUCACCGCCAACCACCAAGCUGCCCAACAACAGCAGCCACAGGCAAUUCCUAAUGCUCCGCUUUCCGCUUUCCGCAGAUGAGAACAGCAAUCAGAGUUCCAUUUCAGAGACCUCCUUGCUGAAAGGCGGGGACACCAGCCCCAGCUCCACCCUGGACCGCAGCCAGACUGUAACUCCCACCCCACUAGGGGAGCUCAAGGCGGAGGACUCUCAGCCUCCUUUGCUGGGGCAGGAAGGAGGUAGGUGAUGUUGUUGGCUAUUUGCAGUUUAGUAGCGCUGCAGAGAGCUUGCUGGGGAAGACCAUGCAUACAAGGAACUCAAAAAUAAGUUUAACAAAGGUUUUAAUAACAAAAACAAAAACUCCUUUUACACUAAAGAUAACAACAACAGACACGACACAACCCAACCACCAACCCAUCCCCAGGGUAAUCAGAGAGCUAGGUGCUGCUCCUUAUAUACUAUACCCAAUUGCUGACACAGCUUGAUUAACACAACUCAGCAGCACCUGCUAUGUUUCACAGCUGUAAGACUGGGUCUCGUUAUUUGCCCUGGCCCUUAAAGACAUACACAACUUGUGAAGCAAUAAUGAACCUUCACAUUUUAAAGUGACCAUUCAACAGAUGUAACUGUCACCCUGAAGGACCAGGUGUGUAGCCUGGGAGUCAUUUUGGACUCACAGCUGUCCAUGGAGGUACAGGUUAAUUCUGUGUCAGGGCAGCUGUUUACCAGCUCCAUCUGGUACGCAGGCUGAGACCCUACCUACCCACAGACUGUCUCGCCAGAGUGGUGCAUGCUCUAGUUAUCUCCCGCUUGGACUACUCCAAUGCACUCUACGUGGGGCUACCUUUGAAGGUGACCCGGAAACUACAACUAAUCCAGAAUGCGGCAACUAGAAUGGUGACUGGGGGUGGCCACCAAGCCACAUAACACCGCUCUUGAAAGACCUACAUUGGCUCCCAGCACAUUUCCGAGCACAAUUAAAAGUGUUGGUGCUGACCUUUAAAGCCCAAAAUGGCCUUGUCCCAGUAUACCUGAAGAAGCAUCUCAACCCCCAUCGUUCUGCCCGGACACAGGUCCAGUACCGAGGGCCUUCUGGUGGUUCCCUCACUGCAAGAAGCCAAGUUACAGGGAACCAGGCAGAGGGCCUUCUCAGUAGUGGCACCCGCCCUGUGGAAUGCCCUCCCAACAGAUGUCAAAGAGAAGAACAACUACCAGACUUUUAGAAGUCAUCUGAAGGCAGCCCUGUUUAGGGAAGCUUUUAAUGUUUAACAGACCACUGUAUUUUCUUUUCUUUUCUUUUUUAGACCACUGAAUUUUAAUACGUUUUUGGAAGCCGCCCAGAGUGGCUGGAGAAACCCAGCCAGAUGGGUGGGGUAUAAAUAAUAAAUUCCAUUCUAUUCUAUUCUAGGACGGUGAGGUUUUAAAUCCUUUUGUUUUACACUCCGUACUUGUUUAAUCUCUCCAUUUCUCUCUUGGGUGGCAGAGUCCGGAGUGUUGCUUCUGGAGGGGACAGAUGAACCUCCCAUGCUUACCAAAGAAGAGCCGGAUUCCAAGACGUCAGAGACCCAGGUGAGGGUGCUGAUCCUUGGAAGGGACGGAGCUCAGUGGUAGAGGCCCUGCUUUGCAUGCCAAAGCUCCCAGGUUCGAUGGCGACAUUUCCAAGUAGACCAUAUUCGGCUAGAUAGACCCAGUGACCUGACUCAGUCAGCUUCUUGCAUCUCCCUGAAAAUGGCAACGGACCUUGUUGCAGCAUGUUCCGUCUAGGGCUGAGUGGGACCAGCCAACCAGCUCCACAAAGUUUCUCCUUUGUGGCUGAAGCCGUACAAUAGACCUGUUUAAGUGUGGGGGCCUUUUGGGGUGAGGCUGGGGGAGGGGGGUCAAGGCAGAAUGUUUCUUGGAGAGGGUUUGUUACUUGGUAAGGCCCUAUUUAUUUUAUUUUAUUUUAUUUAUUAAAUUUAUAUACCACUGUUUUAAGAAAAACUGCUCCCUUUCCCUUAUGGGGUAUUCCAGAGCCCCUAUAGAGUUCUUAAGUGGAUUCCCCAUCAGUAGGAGAAAACAGAGGCAAACCAGAGUAUAUUGAGAAGCAAAGCCUGAUCUUUAUUCAAGGAACCUUUACAACAGGGUCCCCACUCAUUACAUGCAGGAGGGGGGAGAACCCUGAACAAUGGUGCGCAAGCCCUUAUAUAGACUUUUGAAAUUGCCCGCCCUGUAGUCUAAGACAUCAUACAUCACAGAAGGAGGCGGUCUACAGCAGAAACCCUGUCUGCCAGGAUACCUGAUAAUGGUCACUGAUUGCAUUACCUGGGCAGCCUGGCCAUUCUUUUGCGAUGGUUAAUGCUUUAGUUCCUGAAUCCAGGUCACAGGCUCACCCUAUUCAUACAUAAAUACACCCUUAAGACAGGAUUUGCAAGGAAAAAGACAAUGGCCUCCCUUACUGCAGAGGAAUAUUUGAGGUCAUUGGGAGAGUCAGUUUGGCUCUCCCAUACUAUUUCAGACACAUGGUUCAUAUAUUUAGAUAUGUGUGCAUGAAUAUUUAUUCUAUAUUUAUGAAUAUUUAUUCUAUAUUUGAGACCUUAAAAUUCUUAUAACACCACCCUCCAUCGAAAGAUCUCAGGGCAGUUCACAGAAUAAAAUACAAGGUAAAACACAAGUAAAUAAUAAAACCAAAAACAACAAAACAAUUACCGCCCCCCGCUUCCCACAGACACAUUUAAAAGGCUGUAGGAUAUUUAAGCAGAACUCUCAAAAGCUAAUCUUGCUCCUCCAACAUUUACAUUCAUGUGUGCUGUACGCCAGGUAUGGGGAACUUUUUUUUCAGAUUGAGGGCCACAUUCGUUCCUGGGCAGUCUUCUGGGGGCCCCAUUGGAGUGGUGGGCAGGGCUAGAGGCAGAAGUGGGUGUUCUCCCCUUGCUAUAGCAUGGACAUGAUCCUUUCCCUUCUCUUCCCCGCACAGGACACAGCAGGCCCUGCGAAGCCCGCGAAAGAGGCCUUCGAAGUACCAAUGCCUGAGGCAGAACAGCCGCCCGAGGCUCCGCCAUUGAAGCGCAUGCGCAGUGAGGCACAAGAGUCGGAGUCCAACCAGCCCUCAGAUGCUUAA